GAGUCAGCGCUUAAGAGAAAGGACUGACACUCUAUGGAAAAGCCAAACAUGAGGUCUUCAGAAAUGAGGAGAAAUGCAGCCAUCUGACACGGUCAUGACCCCCAAACGCGUCUUCCUCUCGGUGCUGGUGUUCGGAGUAGCAGGGUUGCUGCUCUUCCUGUAUCUGCAGGUCUGGUUUGAAGAACAACAUACAGAAUGGGGACCAGUAAAUUACUUGCAGCCCGUACCCAGAAUGAUGACUAGAGAAGACACCCAGGAACAUAUCACCAAACAGAACCCCAAAUUUCACAUACUGGAGGAUCCCAAGGGAAAAAAAGAAAAUCUUAUACGCAAUUCUGAGAGGCCAACUAGGGUCUUAAUGAAGACCAGCCACUCACAAGGAAAGGAUCGAGCUGUGGGUAAGCCCACAGGGUUACCAACAAUUAAGUUGAUUGAAAAACAUCAAGGAACUAAGACCUUUUUCAAGAAGUUCAGCGAAAUGAAUUGGCCAUUGGCCAUUCGCCCUUUAAACAAAAGUUUCAUCAGAGACAACAAAUGGAAGAAAACUGAUGAGACACAAGAGAAACGGAGGUCUUUCCUCCAUGAGUUUUGCAAGAAAUACAGUGGGGUGAGUCGUCCUCAGUCACAUCUUUUUCAUAUGGUGUCCAGGAUGUAUGUAGAAGAUAAACACAAAGUCUUAUACUGUGAAGUGCCCAAGGUUGGCUGUUCCAACUGGAAAAGAAUUCUGAUGGUACUAAAUGGACUGGCUCCCUCUGCAUACAACAUCUCUCAUGAUGCUGUUCACUAUGGGAAGCAUUUGAAAAAGCUAGAUAGCUUUGACUUAAAAGGGAUACAUACUCGUUUGAAUACCUACACCAAAGCUGUGUUUGUUCGUGACCCCAUGGAAAGAUUAGUGUCAGCAUUUAGGGACAAAUUCGAACACCCCAAUAGUUAUUACCAUCCAGUAUUCGGGAAAGCAAUUAUAAAGAAAUAUCGACCAAAUGCCUGUGAAGAGGCAUUAAAUAACGGAUCUGGAGUCAGAUUCAAAGAGUUUGUCCACUACCUGCUAGAUUCCCACCGUCCAGUAGGAAUGGACAUUCACUGGGAAAAGGUCAGCAAACUCUGCUAUCCGUGUUUGAUCAAUUAUGAUUUUGUAGGCAAGUUUGAAACUCUGGAAGAAGAUGCCAAUUACUUUUUACAGCUUAUUGGUGCUCCAAAAGAGCUGAAAUUUCCAAACUUUAAGGAUAGGCACUCUUCUGAUGAGAGAACAAAUGCUCAGGUCGUGAGACAGUAUUUAAAGGAUCUGACAAAAACUGAGAGACAACUAAUAUAUGACUUUUAUUACUUGGACUAUUUGAUGUUUAAUUACACAACUCCAGUUUUGUAGCUUGUAUUCAUUUUCUAAAGCCCUGUUAUUUACUUCAUGAUGCUAGCUUCAAAUCAGCUAACCCUGAUUUCCUUCUAAUUGUCUGUAUGAGAGAAAUUUAACUAAGUGUAGUUGUCUUGAUAGGAUGAAGAUUUUUACCAAAUAGUAUGACACCAAUUGGCCCAAAGUUCUAGGAAAAUUACCUAACAGAGACAUGUAAAGAACUUGAGUUGCUCGAAAAUGUUUGGGAAAGAGCUGCUUUUACAUUAUAGAUUAUUAAUUAUAGAGGCAAUAACCUCACCAGCGGCGAUGUCAGCUGCAACAGCUUCUUGCAGUGGUAGGAAAAGGGAUCUAAAAUAGCAUGAGUGUAUGUCUACAUCCUGGAAUGUGUUGUCUAAAGUGCAUGGAUAUAUUUUUAGCAGUCUUUGGCAUAUUAAUCAAACACUGGAUAGUUUUCUUAUACCCUGGAAAUCUUUCUGUCAACUAUAAUGAUAAAUCCAUUUGAAAUGAUAUGUUAGGCUUAGGCAUUUUACAUUAGAUUAGAAAGCACUGUGUGAUUUACAGCAUGAGACUGUAGCAGAAAAAACAGAUGAGGCUGGCUAUGUAUGGCUUUUUAUAUCCAACAGGCUGAUUAAAAAUGCACAACAUGCUAAGAUCAAAGCAAUGGACGCAACCUUCCUCAUCCAGAAAAAACCAUAAGGGAAUUGAUUGUUUUCUUUUGAGCCGUCUCUGCAGGUACAAAAUGAACAUAACCACUGAAGGACUUAGUUUCUGAAGGAGGCCGUUAAAAAGUUUAAGCCUCAUCAGAUAUAAAUGUGCACCUAAUUCUGGUUUAAUUGGCCAGGGGGGAAAUUGUUUCAGGGUGGAAUAAUCAUCAAGAACAAAAGUUGCCACUCUGAAUAUAGACCUCAAACAAUAACAAAGUUUUAUAAGAAUAUUAUUUGAAUCAAAGCAUCAUGUGUUUAGCUUUAUUGAGGAUUGUACACCAAGAAAGCUUUUGUUUGCAAUCUAAUUAUUCAGCUUGGGAAUGACUUUUUAAAAACUAAUAUACCACUUCAAAGAUAGGUUAUGUUCUGGAAAAUAAACAUAACAAGAGCCCCUAGAAAAGUUUUUAAUAGGCUUAUGCAUAAACAAAUUAGGGUAUUUUCUUUUUAAGUUAAAAUAUUCUAUACUAAUGAAGUCGAAUACCACUGCAUUCAAAUAUUAAAUCAAAAUCUUUGGAAAAUAGGACCAUGUGUCACCCUUAUAAGAAGUUAUAAUGCUUUUUGGAAAUUUUUUCCAUGGGACUCUAAAUCUAAAGACCCAUUUGGGUGGGAAAUUUAUUUUAAUUGGUCAACUCUUAACCUAACUUAAGCAAAUCUCAUGUCAUUCAAACCCUGUUUAAAUGCAUUCCUUGAACACUUUCCUUUUCCCAAACUACCAUUUUUUCUCAUCAGUAAAUAUUCAGUAAUGUCUGUCGAAGAAGAGUGGGUAUUAAUAUUAGAAUAGUAAUAGACCGAGAUGGUUACAGUUGUACUUAUUUCAUUUUGAUUUUCCAUUUUAUGGCUGAGUGUUCAUGAAUUGCUUCACUCUGCAUUGUGUCUCCCAGGG
This is a messenger RNA of Manis pentadactyla (Chinese pangolin), 2935 nucleotides long. RefSeq names its product carbohydrate sulfotransferase 9 (gene CHST9). The transcript is spliced from 4 exons. Bases 74 to 1366 code for a protein of 430 amino acids. Gene Ontology annotation, biological process: carbohydrate biosynthetic process; proteoglycan biosynthetic process. NCBI's taxonomy places the organism in Eukaryota, Metazoa, Chordata, Mammalia, Pholidota, Manidae. Gene Ontology annotation, cellular component: membrane. The record is from RefSeq and is a predicted model, not a curated record. Gene Ontology annotation, molecular function: sulfotransferase activity.